AAUAUUAAUUUUUAUUUAUAACUAACUUUACAUUGGUUUACUUACUAAUUUAAUUGGAUAAUAAUUCAUUGUUUUUUGUUCGUGCAUAUUUAUGAAAUAUAAUCUUUAGUGUAAAAGAUGACCAGACAUGCUAGGAACUGUACUGCGGGUGCUGUUUAUACAUAUCAUGAGAAACAAAAAGAUGCUUCACAGUCUGGCUAUGGUACACAAAAUGAGCGUGUCGGUAAAGAUUCCAUCAAGAGCUUUGACUGUUGUUCAUUGACACUGCAACCUUGUAGAACUCCUGUUGUAUCUCCUGAAGGUCAUUUAUUUGAUAAAGAAGCUUUAUUGCAGUACAUGAUAACAAAAAAAACUGAGUACUGUCGGAAAUUGAAAGAGUACGAAAAGCAAAAGCACAAGGAAGAAGAAGAAUUAGCUGAAUUAGGUAGAGCUGAACAGCAGUCUAAAGUCAAUGAUUUUCUUAAGAGAGAGAAUAUGGUAAAGAAACAAAAUGACAUUUAUAAAAUGAAAUCUCAAAAAAGAUCAGAAAAAAAUGUUUCAUCCAUUUCAAAUAUGGCCAAUGGUUUGGAUAAGCAGCUCCCAAGCUUUUGGGUUCCAUCAGAAACUCCAGAUGCUAAAAAAGCACCAAUGCAAAAACCAGAUAAGACAAUCUAUUGUCCAAUGAGUGGUAAACCAUUGAAAUUAAAAAAUUUUGUGGAAGUUAAAUGGACUCUAGUAAAUGAUCCAAGUGAUAAAAAGUCUUUAGCAGUUCGUGAAAAUCGUUACAUGUGUGCAGUGACACAUGACAUUUUAAGUAAUGCUGUACCUGCUGUAGUUAUUCGCACAACUGGUCAUGUAAUAACCAUGGAAUGUUUUGAGAAGUUAAUCAAAAAAGAUUGGCUGCAUCCUUUAAAUGGCCAAAAAUUAACAGAAAAAGAUAUAAUACCAUUACAAAGAGGUGGAACGGGAUAUGCAACGACAAAUGUGAAUUUGCAAGGAAAAAACGCAAGACCAGUUUUACAAGCUUAAAAGUUAUAUGAAUAUGAUCUCCAACAAUCUUUUUUAUAUAAUUUUAAUUUAAAUGAUAAAUUUUAUCACUGGAACACAAAACAUAAUGAAUACCAUAAUAAUUACAUAAUACCA
Sipha flava (yellow sugarcane aphid) is the source of this 1122-nucleotide messenger RNA. Its product is annotated as nitric oxide synthase-interacting protein homolog. The transcript is spliced from 6 exons. Bases 118 to 1008 code for a protein of 296 amino acids. Lineage: Eukaryota; Metazoa; Arthropoda; Insecta; Hemiptera; Aphididae. Gene Ontology annotation, cellular component: nucleus. Gene Ontology annotation, molecular function: ubiquitin protein ligase activity. The record is from RefSeq and is a predicted model, not a curated record.